UGUAAAUUUAUCAGCGUUCCAAAUGCACCUACUCAAAGUUUGAGCGAAGAAGAGUGCGCGUAAUGUUAAGACGGACUGCGGUUAGCUCUAAACAACUGCUCAAAGUUUGCCCUAAUUUGCUCUAUAAAUUUAUUUAAAAGAUUUUUUAGUGCGGCUUAAUCUUGCUCUGUUAAUAAGUGCAAAAAAUGAAAGUUAUCAUUAGCGACAGUUUACUGAAAGUACAAACUUUCUUGAAAUAUAUUUUCAGUAGUUUUAAAGUAUGAUUUUAAUGGUUUAUUAUCAUAUCAAAGACUUGGAACAAUAUGUCGUAUAUUACAGCAUGUACGCCUGACCAAAAUUUUUAAACUUUUGUAUAUAAAUAUUUUACUAAUUUAGAGUAGAAAAGUAACCUAUUACGAGUGAGAUCAAAAUGAUUGUGUAUUAUUUUAUUAUUUUUACAGUUAAUGGAAUUGACAGCGACACAUCCACUGCCCGUUUAUCCAGCGUUACUCAAACAAUUACAGAGCUAUUAAAAGGAUAUGACAACAGACUUAGACCUAAUUUUGGAGGUGAUCCAUUGGAUAUUGGAAUGGAUUUAACUAUAGCGAGUUUUGAUGCAAUUUCUGAAGUGAACAUGGAUUAUACUAUAACUCUUUAUUUAAAUCAAUAUUGGAAAGACGAGAGGUUAUCAUUUGGUUUCGAUGACGAAAAUCUAACUUUAUCUGGAGAGUUUUCAGACAGAAUAUGGGUACCAGAUACAUUUUUUGCUAACGACAAACAUAGUUUCCUUCAUGACGUGACCGAGAAAAACAAGUUGGUGAGAUUACGAGGUGAUGGAUUCAUAGAAUACGGGAUGAGAUUUACGACCACCUUAGCUUGCAUGAUGGAUUUGCAUUACUACCCCCUUGACUCUCAAAAUUGUAGUAUUGAGAUUGAAAGCUAUGGCUACACCGUAGUAGACGUAGUGAUGUCCUGGCACUCUACCCCAGUCCGUGGAGUGGAGAAGGCCGAGCUACCUCAAUUUACCAUAAUAGGUUGGGAAACUAACGAUAGGAAAGAAACCUUAGCUACCGGCACAUAUCAAAGACUUUCACUUUUAUUCAAGCUACAAAGAAAUAUAGGAUACUUUAUUUUCCAGACAUAUUUACCCAGUAUUCUUAUUGUUAUGUUAUCAUGGGUAUCGUUUUGGAUAAAUCACGAAGCUACUAGUGCUAGAGUAGCAUUAGGUAUUACCACCGUUCUAACUAUGACCACGAUAAGCACUGGUGUUCGAAAUUCUCUGCCUAGGAUUAGCUACAUUAAAGCAAUAGACAUUUACCUCGUUAUGUGUUUUGUAUUCGUUUUCGCAGCGUUACUGGAAUAUGCAGCUGUGAAUUAUACAUAUUGGGGAGCUAGGGCGAAAAAGAAGAAGCAACAGAACAUAAGGAUUGAUGCAAGAGAAACGUUAACUAGAUCGAGUCCUUCUAAUGAAGAUAUAAUAGAAUUGAGAGACUUGAGAAUGAGUCCUAUUCCCUCGAUAAGAAAUAGAUAUAGUCCAUCAUAUUGGUAUACCGUAGACUUACCCAGUCUACCUCCUAGUUACCGGAUGAGAAGAACACAUUCUCCUUAUAUGUACAGAAACGCUGCAGGGUUUAGAUAUAGAAGAACUCGAGGAAAUGUUGUAAAUCAAAGAAAGGUGAUAAAUGCGCUGAGAAAAGCAGCAUCAAUCCUCAAACCGUCCUUACCAAAAAUUAGAAACGUCAAUGUGAUCGACAAGUAUUCAAGAAUCGUCUUUCCUGUAAUGUUUUUAUUAUUUAACAUCGGAUAUUGGGCGUACUAUUUUGUAGAAUAAACGUUAUACUCUCGUAUUAGUAUGUAGAAAAAAAUU
This is a messenger RNA of Diabrotica virgifera virgifera (western corn rootworm), 1846 nucleotides long. It is a transcript of the gene Lcch3, whose product is annotated as gamma-aminobutyric acid receptor subunit beta-like. Gene Ontology annotation, biological process: nervous system process; regulation of membrane potential; chemical synaptic transmission. The transcript has 9 exons. Gene Ontology annotation, molecular function: neurotransmitter receptor activity; extracellular ligand-gated monoatomic ion channel activity; GABA-A receptor activity. Gene Ontology annotation, cellular component: GABA-A receptor complex; neuron projection; membrane. The record is from RefSeq and is a predicted model, not a curated record. The coding region runs from base 410 to 1810 and encodes 466 amino acids. Lineage: Eukaryota; Metazoa; Arthropoda; Insecta; Coleoptera; Chrysomelidae.